AAUAAUUGAUUUUAAAAAAAGAAGAAAACUAUAGCCCACAUCCUUUGCGGUCCAACGAAAUCAGAAAGUUCCAAACAUAUUGUAUCUCAGAAAGAUCAAAUCUACUCUUGCCUGGUCAAACAGACGGCCCUGAGAAAACCAAUCCCAGUUGGAGCAAUUGGGUUAGAUUAGGGUAAGAAGAUCUCAGAAUGAAAGAGUAUAUCAUAAACAAUUAGAUUUGAUUGCUGUUUCAGUAGUCGGGUAUUUCGUUAGUUUGCAAAUCCAAUCGAGCCUGUCAAGAGCACGAGCACCUUGGUAUCGACAUGGUUACCAUUCCGUAUUUCACAGCUCUCACCACUUAUUUUAGCUAUGGAGUGCUCUUUGUGUUCGGCCAUAUGCGGGAUUUCUUCAGAAGCUUCUGCAAAUCUGAUCAGGGCACUCCAGAGGGAUAUGCUCCACUCUGCAGGGACUUUGAAGACUUCUACACCCGUAGGCUGUAUCACCGCAUUCAGGACUGUUUUAACCGGCCUAUUGCAAGUGCACCAGAUGCUUGGAUAGAUGUGAUUGAACGUUAUUCAAAUGACAACAACAAAACAUUAUUUCAAACUGGGAAGAUAAAUAGAUGUUUAAACCUUGGAUCCUACAAUUAUCUUGGAUUUGCAUCAGCAGAUGAAUACUGCACUCCACAGGUUAUUAAAUCAUUGAAAUCUUUUUCUCCGAGUACAUGCAGCAGCCGUGUUGAUGGGGGUACUACUGUUUUGCACAAUGAACUUGAAACGUUAAUUGCUAGCUUUGUUGGGAAGCCUGCUGCUAUGGUUUAUGGAAUGGGAUUUGCCACAAAUUCAACCAGUAUUCCAGCAUUGAUAGGAAAGGGUGGGCUUAUUAUCAGUGAUUCCUUGAAUCAUUCUUCUAUAGUUGCUGGUGCUCGAGCAUCUGGGUCAAAAGUUGCUGUUUUUCAGCACAACACACCUUCACACUUGGAAGAUGUGCUUCGAACAGCUAUAGCUGAAGGACAGCCCCGGACUCAUAGACCUUGGAAAAAAAUAAUUGUUGUAGUGGAAGGUAUCUACAGUAUGGAGGGUGAACUUUGUAAGCUUCCAGAGAUUGUGGCUGUCUGCAAGAAGUACAAGGCUUACACAUAUUUGGAUGAAGCACACAGUAUUGGAGCUGUUGGUAAAUCAGGAAGGGGAAUUUGUGAGCUCCUAGGGGUGGACCCAGCAAAUAUUGAUAUUAUGAUGGGCACCUUUACAAAAUCUUUUGGAUCAUGUGGAGGCUAUAUUGCUGGAUCCAAGGAUCUCAUUAAGUAUCUGAAGUCGGUUAGUCCUGGACACCUCUAUGCAACAGCUAUGACUCCACCAGGUGUACAACAGGUUAUAUCAGCAUUGAAAGUUAUUCUUGGAGAGGAUGGUUCUAAUCGAGGAGCCCAAAAGCUUGCACGCAUACGAGAAAAUAGCAAUUUUUUCCGUGCAGAGUUGCAGAAAAUGGGAUGUGAAGUUCUUGGAGAUCACGACUCACCUGUGAUGCCUAUAAUGCUGUAUAAUCCAUCCAAAAUUCCAGCUUUCUCAAGAGAGUGCUUUAAACGCAAUAUUGCAGUGGUGACAGUUGCUUUUCCUGCAACACCUUUGCUGCUAUCAAGGGUUCGGAUUUGCAUAUCUGCUUCUCAUACCAAAGAGGAUUUAUUGAGAGCAUUGGAAGUGAUCAGUGAGGUCGGGGAUAUGGUCCAUGUCAAAUAUUUUCCAGUUGAACCAGAGAAGCAGCAGCAGCCAAAAGAAGAGAAAAAACUUUGUUGAAAACAGCCUGAAUCAAGAGAUGACAAUCUUGAUCAUUGCAUGUUACUAAUGAUGCUUUUGAAGCAAUUACAUUUUAUUGUGUAUGAAGAUUUGAGUUGUUUUUCCUAGGGAGUUUGUCUUCUAUAAUGCCGGUGUAUAUGAUCCUUUUUAAUGGCAUUGUAUUGUAGAUCCUUUUUAAUGGGAUUGUAUUGUAAAACCAUGAUCAGAUUAUAGACUAAUCUAUCCAAUUCUUUAGACUAA
Messenger RNA from Cryptomeria japonica (Japanese cedar), 2009 nucleotides. RefSeq names its product long chain base biosynthesis protein 2d. Bases 303 to 1769 code for a protein of 488 amino acids. The record is from RefSeq and is a predicted model, not a curated record. NCBI's taxonomy places the organism in Eukaryota, Viridiplantae, Streptophyta, Pinopsida, Cupressales, Cupressaceae. Gene Ontology annotation, biological process: sphingosine biosynthetic process; ceramide biosynthetic process. The transcript is spliced from 13 exons. Gene Ontology annotation, cellular component: serine palmitoyltransferase complex. Gene Ontology annotation, molecular function: serine C-palmitoyltransferase activity; pyridoxal phosphate binding.